AAAAAUAAAAUGAAAAAUGACAAGGGUAAUCUGGUAAUUUGGUAAGUACUCAAUUAAAAAGAGAGCAUGCUAGGGUUCGGCGACCAACAGCAAAAUAAACAGUGCUCCUUCACUUGUUUAAAUACCAACUCUCUGUCUUUCUACUUUCCGCUGUUUUCUCUCCCCGCCCGCCGCCUCCUCUUCUCUCGUUCAUUUUUAUCCCGCCAUUUUCAUUGUGAUCAUCUCUUCAUUUUCCCCCUUUUUUCCCCUCAUUUGAACACUCUUCGUUUUUCAUUUUUCAAUUUCAUCUCAUUCUUCUUUUUCUCUUCCUCUCAUUUCCCCUUUUCUCUCUCAAAUUCUAAAUUAAAAUGAUGUUAGAUCUAAAGGAAGAACAACCUUGUUCAGUAUCGGAAUCACAGAGUAGUAGCAGCGAGUUGCUGAAAAGAUGCACGGAUUGUCAAACAACAACCACUCCUCUGUGGCGAGGCGGCCCUGCUGGUCCUAAAACGUUAUGCAAUGCAUGCGGGAUCAAAUACCACAAGCGACGAAGGGCGCUUCUCGGACUCGACAAAGGCAAAGUAGAAAAGAAGAAAAUCAGCAAAAACAUGAGUAACAACAACAGCAACAAAAGUAGUGGAAGCAGUAGUAAUAGUAGUGGAAGUAGCAGUAAUGGAAGCCAUGGAAUGCCACCAUUGAAGAUUAAAGUUAUGGCUUCAGGAGGAAUUAGACAAAGUGCUGAGAAAUUAAGAGAUAAAUUAGGUGAAGUUGAACAAGCGGCUAUGCUUUUGAUGGCUUUGUCUUAUGGCUCUGUUUAUGCUUAGUUUUUUUUUUUUUAAGAGAAAAUAUUUUAUGUUUUCCGAUAAUACCCUUUUCUCUGACUAGGACCAACAACAUAAUUACCCUUAUCUUUAUUUCCAAUGUCCUGUUUUUUUCUUUUCCAAUUUUACCCCUGCCGAAAUAGGCUUCAAGUUUUGUGGGGUUAAGGGUUUUUUUUUUUCUUUUCUUUUCGGAUUUGUUAUUUAUUUAUAAUUAGGGCAUUGUUGUAAACGUAGAUAGUGUGGUGUUAUUUUGGCAAUUUGCUGAAUUAUCAAAGGAUUUUUGGCUUGAGUAUCAUGAUCAUA
This is a messenger RNA of Chenopodium quinoa (quinoa), 1100 nucleotides long. Its product is annotated as GATA transcription factor 16-like. Bases 348 to 800 code for a protein of 150 amino acids. Lineage: Eukaryota; Viridiplantae; Streptophyta; Magnoliopsida; Caryophyllales; Amaranthaceae. Gene Ontology annotation, biological process: regulation of DNA-templated transcription. The transcript is spliced from 3 exons. The record is from RefSeq and is a predicted model, not a curated record. Gene Ontology annotation, molecular function: sequence-specific DNA binding; zinc ion binding.